Hydractinia symbiolongicarpus is the source of this 2734-nucleotide messenger RNA. Its product is annotated as phosphatidylinositol-binding clathrin assembly protein LAP-like. The coding region runs from base 118 to 1944 and encodes 608 amino acids. Gene Ontology annotation, biological process: clathrin-dependent endocytosis; synaptic vesicle budding from presynaptic endocytic zone membrane; clathrin coat assembly. Gene Ontology annotation, molecular function: clathrin heavy chain binding; SNARE binding; phosphatidylinositol-4,5-bisphosphate binding. NCBI's taxonomy places the organism in Eukaryota, Metazoa, Cnidaria, Hydrozoa, Anthoathecata, Hydractiniidae. Gene Ontology annotation, cellular component: clathrin-coated vesicle; extrinsic component of presynaptic endocytic zone membrane; synaptic vesicle. The record is from RefSeq and is a predicted model, not a curated record. The transcript is spliced from 13 exons.
GAAGCUUAAUUGCUUCGCCACAAUAUCAAAAAGUACGGUCGCGUUGUAAUAAUUACUCCGAACCGAAAAGAAAAAAGGCGAAGGAAUUCUUCUUGGAUUUUUCGAACUUUUUGCAAUAUGAACGUUAAGGACAGAGUCGAGUCUGCAAAGCACACCAUAACAGGUUCUAAUUUAGGAAAGGCAGUAUCUAAAGCUACGAGCCAUGAAGUGAUUGGUCCAAAGAAAAAACACAUCAGCUACCUUCAAAACGCAUUAGAAUUUGACAAUGUGAGCAUUCCUGACAUAGCUGAUUCACUGUUUGAAAGAUGCAACAAUUCCAGUUGGGUUGUUGUUUUCAAAUCACUUGUUACAUUUCACCACUUAAUGUCAAAUGCAAACGAACGUUUUAUUCAAUAUGUUGCUUCUCGUUCCACCACAUGGAUGCUGCAUAAUUUUUUGGACAAAGGAGGGGUUCAAGGAUACGAUAUGUCACAUGCGAUUAGAAGAUACUCUGCUUAUUUAGCAGAAAAAGCUUAUGCAUACAGAGCAAUGGGUUAUGAUUUUUGUCGUGUUGCAAGGGGAAAAGAAGCAGGUGUUUUACGUAAUAUGGAAGCACACAAGUUAUUAAAAGCGUUGCCAGCCAUUCAAGUUCAAUUAGAUUCACUCAUUGCCACAGAGAUUGCUUCCAAUGACUUGACUAAUGGUGUGAUAACAGCAGCAUUUAUGGCUUUGUUCAAAGACCUGAUAAAAUUAUUUGCUUGUUAUAAUGAUGGUAUAAUAAAUUUACUUGAGAAAUACUUCGAAAUGAAGAAAUCUGAUUGCAAAGUAGGACUUGAAAUAUAUAAGAGAUUUUUGGCACGUAUGGAAAGAGUAUCUGAGUUUUUAAAAAUUGCUGAGGAUGCAGGUAUAAAUAAAGGAGAAAUUCCUGAUCUGACAAAAGCUCCAAAUAGUUUACUCGCAGCUUUAGAACAGCAUUAUCAGUCGUUAGAAAAGGGAAAAGCUGGAAGUCCUCCUACGAAUCAAGUGACUUUGGCUGCUUUUAAUGUUGGUGAUCAAUCACAAAACAACUUCACCCCGACUCCGCAAGAUGACUAUUUGCUAGAACAAAAAAGGAUGCUUGAAAUGUAUGAAAGUAAUAAAAAAAGAGAGGAUGCACAAAAAUUUCAAAAAGAAAGAGUUCUUCCUGCAGCGUUAAGUGGUCCGCAAAAGAAUCCUGUUAGCCUGCCAGUACAGCAAACACAGCAAUUUGUUUUAACAGAACAGCUUUAUACACAACCACAAAAACCUAGACAAGUGGAUCGACCUUCGGAUGACCUCCUGUUACUUUCUGCUCCACCCUUAAUUGCAUCCACCGGAUUAAGCAACACACAAUCUUUUGAUCAACUUUCAUACCAUCAAAACUCGUCAGGCAUGGGAAUCCAGUAUGUUGAUUUUAAUCAGGCCUUUGCAAGUAAUCAGUCCACCAGUUCGCCCAACCUGAUGGAUAUAUUAAUUCCAGAAGAAAACUCGAGCACUAAUGUAGUUGCAUCAAAUAAUGCACCGGAUGACAGACUGACAGGUGAUCUUAACAAAGGGAUAGAACGCAUGGCAAUGUCCUUAGAUGGUUUAAAUGUAAAUCCUGCAACUUUGAAAGCUAAUACUAUGAAAGGUCAUCAGUGGACCAACCAGCAGCCUGCGAUAAGAACGGGUGGCCAGAAUUUUCAAAUGUCUGGUAUAGCAAGGUCAACGCUACCGCCAGCAGGUUUUGCACAGGCAAUGCCUAUAAGUGGUGGACUGAGAUGCCCUCAAACGAUGCCACCAUUUUCGCAAACUGCACAAUAUGGUUAUGCCAUGCAACAGCCUUCUGUGUAUGGUUAUCAAACGAUGACUGGCCAAUCGCAAAUGAACCAAAUUUAUGGACUCAAUCAACAGCAAUUUAUGAUGUCAAGUAACAUGUCAAACGAAGAUCCUUUCAAGUUAACUUAACCUAACCUUUGCAAUUUGAAAAAGAAAAUUGUAAAUCUAGUUAUUUUACGUUUUUAUGAUUAAUGAAAAUAAAUGCACUGUAUGCUGCACAAUUGUUUAUACUGCUGAUAUUUGGUGAUUAUCGCGUACGUGCAUUUAAUGUAUAGAGUCUGAAAUGUAUUAGGAAUGUUUAACUAUAUACCAUUUUCCGAAGAAUAGAAAUAAACUUCUUAUAUUAAUAAAUUGUGUUUGAUAUUUUUUGUAUUUUUAUUAAGUUAUAUCGUUUCUGUUGAUUUGUAUUUGAUAAAUCUUGUGAUGUCACUUAUGUUGUUUUUUUGUCAAUCGUUUCAGUGAGGUUUUACUAUUAUUAUGUUGUUUUUAUCAAGUAACACUUUUAUUUUAUUUAAUAAAUUUGAAGUGGAUUUGUUUUGACUGAGGCGAAUAUUCUUUAAACUUGGUAUGGAUGUGAUAAGGCGGACAUAUGCAGACAUUUCAAAAUUUCUUCCUGAAAACUAGAAAUAAAACUAAACAUGGUUGUUUUCUUGAGUGAAAAAAAAGAAUUUUCAAACCAAAUUCGCUAAAUGUUAUCCCGCUGAAAUUUUUACGAAUAAGGUAGUUUAUAAAUCGUUUCCAGGUAUAAAAGUCCGCUUGUUUUAUUUUAUAUUGUUUUUGCGAAAUACUUUCCUCCUUUUUUAAUUUAUGUUUUUGUCACGUUGUGUAUUGGUAAUGGUAGUCUUCUCUGGCUAUCACGUAUAUUAUUAGUAGAAUUAUGGAAGAAAUAAUUGUAUCUUUGAAAAAAAAUUGCUUGUCA